Molecule: messenger RNA, 1630 nt
Organism: Varroa destructor (honeybee mite)
Lineage: Eukaryota; Metazoa; Arthropoda; Arachnida; Mesostigmata; Varroidae
Product: putative U3 small nucleolar RNA-associated protein 11
Biological process (GO): rRNA processing
Cellular component (GO): nucleolus; small-subunit processome
Source: RefSeq, a predicted model, not a curated record
UUAAACAUACAAAGACAACGUACUUAUACUCAUCAGAUUUUUAUCGUUAUUUAUUUGUGGAAUUGUUUCUCCUUUAAAAAGAAAGUCACAUUUUUAUCGCGCCCUCUUCUAUACUGUUAAUAAGAUGUCUCUGCGUUUAGAUCAUCAAUACCAAUGAGUAUCUAAUAUUUGUACCCAAUUUUAGAGCUUGCUGAACAUUGUCGGUCUCUAGGAGCUACCAUCUACUGGUAUUCUUUUCACACUAAGAAUGCCUCCGUUAAACACCGUAUAAUACUCUGGAGAGUUGAAACAUGUCUUCCUUCGCAAAAUCAAACAAAGCUGCUCAGCGAAUUCACAAAGAACGACAUCAACUGGAAGACAGACAACACCUUGGGGCGCUUGAAAAGAAAAAGGACUAUCGGAUUCGUGCCAAAGAUGCUAACACAAAGCGAGCUCAAAUUAAAAGACUUCGACAGAGGAUUCUCGAAAAGAACGCGGAUGAGUUCUAUUUUCACAUGAAGAACUCUGCCCUUGUCAAUGGAGUUCACUACGAUAAGGUAAAAGGACAGGAAUUCACAGAUGAACAGCUGAAGUUGAUGCAAACGCAAGACCAUCGUUAUAUCCAGAUGAAGCGGGUUAUUGAGACGCAGAAAAUUGAAAAGCUAAAGUCGGAACUUCACUGCAUCGGCCUUAUUCAAGAGGUGACGAAUAACCAUACCUUCUUCGACGACGAUGGUCAGCCUAUAGAAAAAGUCAAGAAUCUUGAUAAAAAGUUAGGCACAGCGAAGGAACUCCUUGAUCGAAAGUAUAAUCGCUUAAAAAUAGAAGAUCUUCUGCCAGAAAUGGCAGUUGACGAAGAAACAUUAAAAGAAGCUGCCAAAGAAACGAAAAGAAAAUACCAUGAGCUUGAAAGUCGCAUAAAACGGGAACGUGAACUGCGAAUUCUGGAAGAAAAAGUUCGAAUAAAAAAACUUCUUUUAGAUAAGAAACAACCACCUAAGACUAAGCUGCAGGACGGCUCGAAAGAUCGUGCUCCCGUAUACAUUUGGGCUACAGAACGCAAACGUUAAUUCUUUGAAGAAACUUCCUUGUAAGUUUACCAAUAUCGUGAAUAAAAUAUCAUCUUCGUUUUCAAACACAAACGUCAUCUAUUAUUACAUUAAAAGAGUCUUGUGUAUAAAAUAUGUAAUGAGGCUUUAUUAGGUGGCGUACUAAUGUACGUCAUUGCUCUACGCACUUGAAGGCGAUGAUGUUCUACGAACGCAACGGUAUAUUGUUACGCUACUUGUAGUUAAUCUUGUGGUUAAGUAGCUGGAUUAUCUGCGGUACACACGCAAGCCGUUAGAUCUGUUUUAUUUACGACAGUAUAGUAGUAACGUGUUUGCCUAGUCGGUCUGAAUCUCGGCGUAGAAUCAACGAAAAUCUAAGUGACUAGGAUAAGAUAAUAUCAUCUGUUUCAAAUUCUACAAUUUUAUGGCUAACCAAAACUAGAUAAGUGCGACGAGUAAAUGAAACCUGCAUUAGAUAGACAUAUAAGAGCCGUUUCUUACGUCGAAGUCCCUACGCUCCAAUCCAUUUCCGCGAAAAAAUUUAGUUACCGAAUAGUGUAACAGGGAAAACUCAUUUUCCUUGCAUCGAUUCUGGUUGAGUG